UACCAUAAAGUUGUACUCCUACACUCUUCUACCGCGAGCCUUCCUCUCUUGCGCAUGCCCUUCGUUUCACGUCCUUAUAAGCCCACUCUUAGUUCCAUCUCUUUCCAAGCUAAAUUCCUUUCAUUCUGCGACACUUUCUCAGAUCACAAAAGCAUCUUGAAAUUCUUCAUCGACCUAUAAGAAUGAAGAAAAUAGUGCUGAAAUUGGCUCUGGAUGACGAAAACACCAAGAGAAAGGCCCUCAAACUGGCUGCAGGUGUUCAAGGGGUGGAUUCUGUGGCGGUGGACAUGAAGGAGAGGAAGAUGACUGUAAUAGGGGAUGUAGAUCCCGUCUAUUUAACUUCUAAACUCAGGAAAUUUGGCUUCACAGAACUGCUGAGCGUGGGACCUGCGAAAGAGGAGAAAAAGGAGGGCGAGAAAAAAGAGGAGAAGAAGCCUCAGAACGAUGCAAAGAAAGAGAACAAAGCGGAAGCUCCAAAAUAUGAAAUUGUGUAUGUUCCCCGCAGCUACGACUCCAGAGCUUAUGAAUACACUGCUGUCGGUGAGGAAAAGCCCAACGCUUGCGUUAUAUGUUGAACAGCCAUCGAUUUUAUUUGAGCAGAGCAUGGAUUAGGGUUUCCGGUUUAGGGGAAACCGAGAUUUAUACAGUAAUACUAAUAAUGCUAAUAUUUAAUUUAUCGAAAGGGAAGGGAAUAAAUUGAUCGGUUCCAUCUCGAGAGAAGGGUAGGCCAUGAAUUAGGGUUUCGGGUUCAGGGAAAACCCAGAAUAGUAUAUUAAGGCGAUUUUGUUUGAAUGCCGGUCUCAUCUCGAGAGCAGAUAAGGACAGGGAUCAGGGUUUCAGAUUUAGGGGAAAACUAGAUUUGUAUAGUAAUACUAAUGAAUGAGACUAUAUCUUCUUUUCUUUUC
Molecule: messenger RNA, 905 nt
Organism: Cryptomeria japonica (Japanese cedar)
Lineage: Eukaryota; Viridiplantae; Streptophyta; Pinopsida; Cupressales; Cupressaceae
Product: heavy metal-associated isoprenylated plant protein 39
Exons: 3
Coding region: 183-575 (130 amino acids)
Molecular function (GO): metal ion binding
Source: RefSeq, a predicted model, not a curated record